GCACCACCUUGUCUCCCUCCACCACCAUCUCUGCACGCCACACUCGCUCCCUUUCACCAUGGAGAUGCUCGACGAACAGCGCCUGGCGUACUCGUGGCACCAGUCUCACGAUCAGGCGACAAUUCUGCUGAUGGUACCGAACUCGGCGCGUGAAGAGGACGUCGUGGUCACCAUUGAGGGACAAUACCUCGUUGCUGGAAUCAAAGGUCGCGAACCUAUCAUCAAGGGCAAGCUAUACGGCGAGGUCGAUCCAUCGACAUCCACAUGGCAGCUCGAGGAGUCUCCUCGACCAGGACGCGGACGGACGACAUCUAACACGUCGUCCGUAUCUACUCCCUCAUCUUACGCCCUCGUCUCGGAACCGGACAUCACGAGCAGCUUCGCAGCCUCUCUUGACAGCGGUCCUGUCUCGGAGACAGAAGACGGCGGCACGUCACCCGUGCGCGGUACUAAUUCUGGGAUCAUCGACCACAACGGCCUCUCCGUUCGCCUUGAGCGCGCACGACCCGCAAGUUCUGGCCCGGUCUCUCCCGCAUACUACUCUUCUCUCGAGUCCUUGGAAUCGCGCAUAUCCGACCGGCUGCUCACAUUGCAUCUCGACAAGGCGCAGUCCAUCAUAUGGCCUUCGCUGAUAGUAGGGCCUGUCCCCUCUGCCUUGUCUCCCCUGGUCACUCAAAGCGUGGUCUAUGACGCGAGUGAGGAGAUGGAGCAUCAGUACAAUAUGGACCCGACGAGCCUGAUCCUCAUCGGCCUGGACCUGUACGACAUUCGCAAGCAGAAGCGCGAAGCAUUCGAGUUUCUUGUGCGGGCUUGGCACCAGAGCCACGGCGCAGCUGCUACCAUACGGCUCGCAACGAACUAUGUACCCGUUUCUGCAAGCUUCGACAUCGACUUCCAGACGCCUCCUGCGAGGGACACGGAAGCCUACUAUGCACAUUGCUUAGGCGGAGCAGAGGGUCUCGCCCAGCUCUACUUAGACGCGGGCCUACUUCAUUUGGAGGGCGCUGCCUCGAACCUGGUCUCUCCUUCCUUCGCCAGCCUGUCGUCCUUGAGGGUACCGCCCCCGAAGGCACCGCUCUCGAUGGCUGGUGCACAAGCGUGGAGGCGAGAUCGUGAAGCGGCCAACGGAUACUUCGAGCGCGCACGCGUACUGUGUCCAGACCUCGACGUCCCUGUCCUCUCCCCGGUAGCCGAGCCUGAUCACUUCCAGAUGCCGUCCUUCGAGAUUAUCGACGAGAAGCGGCAGAAGGAGGAGGCGGCGCUGGUGAAGAAGAAGCUGGCACGAUCGGAGGACAUUGAUGAUGCGUGGUACCUGUACGUGCCAGCGAUCAUCGGUGCGGGUACGGCCAUACUAAUGGUGGGCGUCGUGGGUGCGCUCACGAUGUCGAGCUGGUCGAGGCGGUCUCACGGUUCGUAAACGAUCUUUGCUUGCUGGAGUUUGUUCGGAACGAUAUGAGGCUUCGCGAUAUCCUUACUUACCCUCACGGCUGUUACUGUACCAUUACCUAGUACUUCUUGUAGUAGACCUCACUGCUCAACUGGUCCGGCAUCAUGACACAGCUAGCGCUUUGCGGCGUGAUGCGCGCCACGUUACUUAGUUCGCGGGAGCUUGUUCGGUCGGAAUCGCACCUUGCCUCCUGCC
Schizophyllum commune H4-8 is the source of this 1642-nucleotide messenger RNA. Its product is annotated as CS-domain-containing protein. Gene Ontology annotation, biological process: protein folding. The record is from RefSeq and is a predicted model, not a curated record. Lineage: Eukaryota; Fungi; Basidiomycota; Agaricomycetes; Agaricales; Schizophyllaceae. The coding region runs from base 59 to 1417 and encodes 452 amino acids. The transcript has 6 exons. Gene Ontology annotation, cellular component: cytoplasm.